Messenger RNA from Cheilinus undulatus (humphead wrasse), 1825 nucleotides. Its product is annotated as angiopoietin-related protein 4-like. The record is from RefSeq and is a predicted model, not a curated record. Gene Ontology annotation, biological process: triglyceride homeostasis. Lineage: Eukaryota; Metazoa; Chordata; Actinopteri; Labriformes; Labridae. Gene Ontology annotation, molecular function: enzyme inhibitor activity. The transcript has 7 exons. The coding region runs from base 143 to 1492 and encodes 449 amino acids.
CUCCAACAACCAAUCAGAGCAGCCCUCUGCUGCAGCACUCAGCUAUAAAAAAGGCCACAAUGCCGUUCAGGAGCAGACAACAGAGACAGAGAGACAACAGAACAAUCCUUCUCUCAAAGACAAACCUUCAGCAGAUACAAAGAUGAAGAUGCCACAGCUCAUCCUCCUCCUCCUGACCAUCCUGCUGCACACAGCCGUCGGUUUCCCCUCCGACAGAAGAGCCCAGCAGGGCCGGGACAAACAAGCCUCCUGGGACGACGUGAACGUGGUGGCUCAUGGCCUCCUGCAGCUUGGCCAGGGUCUGAAGGAGCACGUGGACAAGAGCAAAGCCCAGAUGAGAGACGUCAAUGCCAAACUGAAAGCUUUCAAUGUCACACUAGCCGAGCUGGAGAGGAAGCAGAGGGAGCAAGGCGAGAGUCAGACAGGCAAGAGCAGAGAGGUGGAGGAGAGGGAGAGGCUGGCUGCUGAGCUGACUGAGGAGGUGAGGAUGAAGGUGGAGGAAGUGAAGAAGCAGGGUGAGGACAUCCACGCCAGGAUGGACAGACUGGAGGAUAAGAUGCAGGAGGUGCUGAAAGAGCCGAGACUGGAGAGCAACAACAGUGAGCACAUGGGAGCUUCAUUUAUCCAGAGGCUUUUGGCUGCCCAGAACAGACGCAUCGACCAGUUAGUGGAAAAAAUCCAACAGCAACAAGACAAACUGGAGAAGCAGAGUCUCCACCUGCAAGUGCUGCAGAGCAAGGUUGCACAUAAGAGAGUGAAAUCCCACAGACGCAGAGAUGAAGAGACCGUGCUGAGGGGGGAGGCAGAGCCAAGCACACACGUAUCAGGUUUGGCCACAGACUGCCACAAUCUGUUCCUAAAAGGGCAGCGAGCCAGCGGCAUCUACACCAUCCAACCAGAGGGCUCCCAGCCUUUCAACGUCUUCUGUGAGAUGACUUCAGAAGGUGGAUGGACGGUCGUCCAGAAACGUCUUGAUGGAUCCCAGAACUUCAACCAGCUCUGGGAGAACUACAAGAGCGGCUUCGGCAAUCUGAAUGGCGAGUUCUGGCUGGGCUUGGAGAACAUCCACUCCCUCUCCAAACAGGGACAGUACAUCCUGCAGGUGGAGGUGUCUGACGGGUCGGAGCUGCAGACGUCUCACUACGGAUUCAAAUUAGACGGAGAAGAGAAGAUGUUCACUCUUCACUUGCAGCCAGAGUCUGAGAAUCAGGAAGACAUCAUGAAGAUGGGAGCCUCUGGUCUUCCAUUCUCCACCGCAGACAGAGACAACGACCUUGUUCAAGACGCCAACUGUGCUGAGCUCCUCUCAGGUGGCUGGUGGUUCAGCAGUUGUGGUGAGUCAAAUCUCAACGGCAAAUAUCCCAGAAGGCCGAGCAUGCUCAGACGCCAUCACUCCAGGAGACAGAGGAUGUUCUGGACUUCAACAAAGGGACAAAACACCUCAGUGAAGACCACCCUCCUCAAGAUAGCCCCCGCCACAAUAAAACAAUGAGUCUAAAGAACAAAGAGCCAAAGGACUGAAAGACUAAAAGAAGCACAUUUCUAAAUGUUAAAAAGCUCCUUCAUGAUCUCUGGAUCCUCAUGUUUUUAUGCUAUGCUAUACGAUGAAUCCUUGUCUCACCGGAGACUUUCUGUCAUGUUGACAGUUUUGACUCCCUUUAUAAGGGUUUCACUUCUUAUUUUUAUUUUUAAUGACUGUGUUUUAUAUAUUUUGACAGUAUUAUUAUUAUCAUAGUGUAUUAAUUUCAAAAUGUAUACACUCUAAACCUUUUAUACUUCAUUGCUUAAAUUGUGUAAAAAAUAAAGAUUUCAAAUGUUUAAUAAA